GCUCAACCCGUCAAAAUAAUCUACGCUUACGGAACAACCGAUGACAUCAAAUACCAUGGAGCCCGCAGGGGCACCAAAGAAGUAAAUCUGCUCAACUACAUGCCAAGAUACACCCAACCCAACAGCAAAUACAUCAGUGCCAAAGUGGACAAUGUCACUCUCCCUGCUUAUGAUACUUACUAUCACUGCAAGAUUAUGAAGUUUCCUGAAAUGAAAACGAAACAUCACAUUUAUCAGAUUGAGCCAGAGAUUGACCACUUGGAUGUCGUUCAUCAUAUGGUGCUGUAUCGCUGCCCGGCCUUCAUAACAGAACCUUCUGAGAAGCCGUGCUACACAGACGCCAUGGGGAAAGCCUGCUUUGCAGUAAUGGCCUCAUGGGGAGUUGGAGGAGGGGUAUAUGACCUUCCUGAAAAUGCUGGUAUUCCCAUCGGAGGAGUGCACAGUGAUACGUUCUAUAGGCUGGAGAUCCAUUACAACAACCCUCAAAAGAAAAGAGACAUUACAGACAGCUCAGGACUAAGACUUUACUACACAGACAAACUCCGGCAGCAUGAUGCGGGCAUUUUAACCACAGGUGUGCUGCCAAUGGCUGGAAUGAAGUACAAUAUCCCUCCAAAAGCUGCUCAGUUUCACACCUACAGCAUUUGUAAUACCUCCCACUUUGAGCAGCUUAUGAACCCUGUGCCGGACAUUCAAGUGUAUGCUGUGCUCUUGCACACUCACUUGGCUGGAAGGAAAGUACGGGUUGGCCACUUCAGAAAUGGAAAGCAGAUAGACUUCUUGGGUGUGGAUGAAAACUACAACUUUGAUAUUCAACAAAUUGUGAAUUUAGGGGGCAUCAAGACAAUAAAAAAGGGUGAUGAGAUCUCAGUGGAGUGCACUUACAGUACCACAGAUCGCUCUGAAGCCACUAAGAUGGGUUUAGGCACCACUGAUGAGAUGUGCUUGGCCUUCCUGUUCUACUACCCUGCCAUCAGCAUCAGCUCCUGCAUUAGCCAUCCUUCUACAAAUCUUUUAGUGAACACAAGUGGCCAAGUAUCAGUGGAAACUGCAGGAAAUAAGUAUGAGACCACGUUGAAGACUCUGCAGCAAACUGAGGUUAUCUCUGAUGACAAAAAUAAUGUUAAAGUUUACAGAAACUCUUUCAUCCGGGACAUGAUGAAGACACCCACAGUUGAUUGUCGAAUGCAAAAUGCAGCAUGCAGUAUCAGUAAUUCCUGGAGGAUGAGCACAGGAGGAAUCGUACUUUUGCUGCUCUGGAUUGCCACAGAGUAA
Molecule: messenger RNA, 1275 nt
Organism: Menidia menidia (Atlantic silverside)
Lineage: Eukaryota; Metazoa; Chordata; Actinopteri; Atheriniformes; Atherinopsidae
Source: the annotation of a GenBank genome assembly